This is a messenger RNA of Colletotrichum godetiae, 621 nucleotides long. RefSeq lists its product as uncharacterized. NCBI's taxonomy places the organism in Eukaryota, Fungi, Ascomycota, Sordariomycetes, Glomerellales, Glomerellaceae. The transcript has a single exon. The record is from RefSeq and is a predicted model, not a curated record. The coding region runs from base 1 to 621 and encodes 206 amino acids.
AUGGCCCCCGGAUGGCUCGAAAAUUUUAUCGUCCGCGUAGACGCCACCCCGGACAAACGCCGCACCGAAGAGACACCUGCUCUGGAAAUCCACUAUACCGCACUCAAAGAUCACCGCCGUGUUCUCGGCGUCAAUGGCGACAAGACGCCGCGCUACGAAGUCAAACGGCAAGCCAUCCUCGGGGCCUGGGGAGACAAGUGCCAUGUCACAUCACCCGCGAACGGGGGGCAGGAAGUAGCCGUAUUCGAUUUCCACACGCUACCUGCUCAGACCGAGAUUCGACUUUCACAACGUGGGCUCCAGAUCAACAUCAAAGCAAACGAGGGGAAGUACGAAUCCGGCGAGCUGGGUCAUUUGCAUUGGAAGGCGACGGGUAUGAAGGCCUAUGGUCGGGCGUCGUGGGAGGUUAGGGAUGAGACGGAGAUGGUCUUGUCUGUCACGGUUGACGAUCACCAAGUCAAUGGUAUGAUUUGUGUCUGGAAGAAAAAUCUUGUCCCGGAUACUGUUGAGGAACUUGUCAUGGUUGGGCUUUCCAAAAUUGAGGAGUACAGAAGAAUGUUGCGGAACGCUAAGAUAUCGAGCAUAGGAGUUGCUGCUAAUGCGUCGUGGUUGGCAUCGUAA